Molecule: messenger RNA, 4137 nt
Organism: Styela clava
Lineage: Eukaryota; Metazoa; Chordata; Ascidiacea; Stolidobranchia; Styelidae
Product: atrial natriuretic peptide receptor 1-like
Biological process (GO): cGMP biosynthetic process; intracellular signal transduction; receptor guanylyl cyclase signaling pathway
Cellular component (GO): plasma membrane
Molecular function (GO): peptide hormone binding; protein kinase activity; guanylate cyclase activity
Source: RefSeq, a predicted model, not a curated record
UAUAAAAAUUAAAAUCAUAAAAACCAUGCAGCACAAACAUGAAAAAUACAUUUUGAAGAUUGUGAUAUUUAUUUUAAUUUUGGUGUCUGGAGAAAUUAUAGAAAGCUCAAGCAAUGUAUCUCAUUCCACGAUUGAUGGAUCGGACUAUAUUUCAUACGGAGUUUACACUGACAGCACGAAUAACACAGUUUAUGAGAUUAACAUGUUAUUUACGAUUCCUUUCGACCAAUCUUACAUCUUCUCAAGAGAACGUACCGAGCCUGCGAUUUAUCAGGCUUUGAGGGACGCUGAAGCUGUUUUGUGUAGCGAAUUUUAUGCAAAUCGUUCCAGAAUAGGAUUUCCUAAGAACACCUGUUUCAAUAUUAUUGCAAACGAUAGUCAAUGUGAUGCGGAUUAUGCAAUGAAUCGAGCAGUUGAUAUUCAAGAUUUUCUAUCAGUCGACAUUCAAUGUACCACUGAAGAGACAGACAGAAAUAUUCAAUCAAUGAAUGUAUUUGUUGGAUUAAGUUGCGACUGGACUGCAGGAAGAGUUGGUGCGCUUGCCAACAACUGGAGAUGGCCAGCUAUAUUUCCUGGUGUUAGAGGAUGGACAUUGGACGAUAAAAACCAAGGAUGCUGUGAGACAUUAACUAGACCUGGUCAUACUGCGACUGAUAUUGGGAAGUUCGUACUUCGUGUCUAUGACGAAUAUAAUUGGAACAAUUCGUACAUAAUUUAUACUGGGGAUACUCCACAUGGUGCUCCAAUACAUGAUGAUACUAGGUCGGAUUGUGCCACGUUCGUUGCAGGAAUGAUUCAAGUUUUUGAGGAUAGAAAGUGGACUGCAGACAAAGAUUUCACUUUCAUUGGCAGACAAAAUGAUGAAAUUUUGCUUCAGGAAAUGGAAACUAUUCUGAAUGUAAUCAAGAAUAAUGCUAGAGUGUCAGUCUGGUGCGUUGGCCGGAAAGCGAUGAAAUACGUAAUGAACAAAGCAUACGAGAAAGGCAUGGCUGAUGGAGAUUUUGCAUUUUUAUAUAUUGAUAUUUAUAACACAAAUGUUUCAUAUGAGUGGAGUGAUGAAGAUGAUCAAGAUUGCGAAAUAAUUCGUGAUAUAGCAUUUCAGUAUAACGAAAAUUAUAGUUAUUGUGACAUGAAUGUUAGUAACUCGAAUGCUGGAAUGAGGGCGCUGCAAGUGGUCUCAUUGUAUCAACCACAAACUGAACAAUUUGAGAAAUUCUCCAACUCCAUGAAAAGCAAAAUUGGAGCAGAAGCUGCAGGCACUGGACAAUUUAUCAAUCCAUAUGUAACUCAAUUCUACAAUUCGGUUCGUCUGUUGAUUAACGGAAUUAAUAAGAGUAUAAGUGAAAACAUAACGAAUUUCUCUGAUGGGAGGAGUUUUGCUCGACAGCUAUGGAAUACCACAUUCGAAAGCGUUGAUGGCUUGGUAACAAUAACUGAAACAGGAGAUAGAGUUAUGGAUUAUACUUUGUUUGAUAUGAAUCACACCACAAACCGAUUUGAGAUUGCUUCAAUAUAUUUCGCUGGCAACCAAACUUAUGUGGAAGUUGCACCUAUCGACUGGCCAGGUAACCAGGUGCCUCUCAACAUACCUGAAUGUGGAAGGUAUACACCGUGUGUAAAGGAAUUAUCAACGGUUGUUCAGAUAUUAAUUGCGGUGGCUAUUGUUCUGCUUGUAUGCCUUCUAGCAACUGCAUUUUUUGCAAACAGGCAAUUAUCCAAAGAACGAUUGGCUCGGAAAAUGUUAUGGAAAGUUGAUCCCGGAGAUGUUGAUUUUUUCGAAGACGGUGGGAGAAUAUCUUCUCAAUCGACUUCUAUCGGAAGUCAUUCUAUCGGAAGUGAGGCUGCACAGUCUGCUUCCAAUUUUAAUGGUCGUCAAAUAUUUACUAAUCGAGUCCGUUGGAAGAAUCGAUUUGUUGCAGUGAAAAAGUUGACUCAUUUGCAAAAGAUAAUUGUGGAUCAUGAGCUCGCUAUGGAGUUUGACGAGAUGCUACUGUUGGAUAAUGAACACAUAUGUAAAUUUUUGGGGGUAUGCAUUGAAGAACCGGUAUUUCUUCUGAACGAAUAUUGCUUGCGUGGAUCUUUACAAGAUUUUCUUGAAGGCGAGACUGGCUCCGCAGAAGUGGAUGAAAAUUUUAGUAACUACCUAAUAAUGGAUAUAGCUCAUGGAAUGCAGUAUUUACAUAAAAGUCACAUUCAUUCACAUGGUAAUUUGAAAUCAUCAAAUUGUCUGGUGGAUAGCAGAUUUGUUGUGAAAAUCGCUGACUACGGACUACCAUCGCUACGUUCCAAAGAAAAAAGAGACAGUGUUGUCGGAUAUAACCAUUAUAAAGAUUUGCUCUGGACUGCGCCUGAAUUACUUAGAAUGGAUGAACCGCCCCCGAAGGGAACACAAAAAGGGGAUACAUACAGCUUCGCCAUUAUCGUACAAGAAAUAUUUUAUAGAAAAGGUGUUUUUUACCUUGGAGAAAUAGACGAUGAUGAUGUGCAAGAUCUAACACCCAACCAAAUAUGCGACAAAGUAAUGCAUCCAAUACCAUACGAAGAACUGUUUCGUCCGACUUUAUUAGACAAUGACGAUGUUGUAAUUGAUACAAAGACCAGAUCUUUGAUCAAAGAUUGUUGGAAUGAAAAUCCUGAAAUUAGGCCAACGUUUGUUCAAAUAUUUAAUUUUUUCAAGAAAACGGCUAAAUACAGGAAGCAAAAUUUGGUUGACAGUUUAUUAGACAGACUCGAAAAGUAUUCUAACAAUGUAGUAAUGGAAAGAACCGAUCUUUAUAAAGCUGAAAAAGAAAGAGCCGACACAUUGUUGUAUCAAAUGCUACCUAAGAGCGUUGCUGAACGUUUAAAACGUGGACAGGAUGUACUACGCGAAAAGUUCGAUUGCGUCACCAUAUAUUUCAGUGACAUAGUUGGCUUCACUGCUAUUAGUCACGAAAGUAAUCCAUCACAAGUUGUCAAAAUGUUGGAUGAUCUUUAUACAAUGUUUGAUAGAAUAUUAGAUCAAUUCAGAGUUUAUAAAGUAGAAACUAUCGGAGACGCUUACAUGGUUGCAUCAGGUUUGCCUGAACGAAACGGUAAAGAACAUGUUCAAGAAAUAGCAAGAAUGUCAUUAGAUCUGAUGGACGGAGUUGAACAUUUUGAAAUCUCGCAUAUGCCAGGCAAGAAGAUGAAUCUUCGUGUUGGAAUUCACAGUGGAUCGGUUGUUGCUGGAGUUGUGGGACAGAAAAUGCCCAGGUAUUGUCUUUUCGGGGACACAGUUAACACUGCGGCAAGAAUGGAACAAAAUGGAGAAGCAAUGAGAAUACAUAUUUCGAACAGUACAAAAGAACUACUUGACGAAUUCGGAAGUUUUAUAACAGAAAAACGAGAUACAAAAAUCCAAAUGAAGGGUCUCGGUAGCACUCAAACAUGGUGGCUUGAAGGUGAAGUCGAAGAACAAGAAGGAAUUCAAACUACACGCAGAGUGUCGGCCAAGAUAGAAAAAGAAUUUACCGGUGGUCUUACACCAAAACGAAUAAGUGACUCGUCGGGUUUUAGUUCAGCUCGAACGAGCAUAGAAGAUGGCGCAAUACGAAUUUCUGUCAUGGGUGUAGAAGAGGAAUAUGAUCAUUCGGAAGAUGACUCUCUGAAUAAUCCAAACCUUGUGUCAACCGAACAUCAGCAUAAUCUAACUGUAAUACAAACGCGUACUCCCGGAGAUAGAGGUCAAAAUCAUGAUGAGGAGAGGAGGUCGAUAACGUCAGAGUCACAACGAAGGGUAAGAUUUCAAUUCCAAAGAGAAAAUGAAUCCUACAUGACAUCGCCGUCUGCGAAACCGAAAAGUGCAAACGGUAAACGAUAUCUCCGUGCAGAUGACAAUGACGGAUAUAUUAGCGAUUCUGAACGUUGUUAUGACGAGAUAACUUCAAUGUAGUCUAAUAAAAAUAACGAUCCAACGGAAAGAACUCUUUCAAAUUCAACACUAGUGAAACACUAUUUUGACUGUCUGACCAUGGUGUGUAGCUGAAAGCAAGGUAACGCUUCUCUCAUAUCACCUACUCCCAAAUAGGGUUUUGUUUUUUAUCAAUUCUAAAAAAAACAUCGUGUUUUAAAACAAGGGCUUGUUUUAAAUCAAAUUUUCUCUGUCUUUUUUAUUGA